Messenger RNA from Brettanomyces bruxellensis, 1716 nucleotides. It is a transcript of the gene IMA2, whose product is annotated as oligo-1,6-glucosidase ima2. Gene Ontology annotation, molecular function: alpha-amylase activity. Bases 1 to 1716 code for a protein of 571 amino acids. NCBI's taxonomy places the organism in Eukaryota, Fungi, Ascomycota, Pichiomycetes, Pichiales, Pichiaceae. The transcript has a single exon. The record is from RefSeq and is a predicted model, not a curated record. Gene Ontology annotation, biological process: oligosaccharide catabolic process.
AUGUCUGAAAUUCAAAAACAUCCAGAAACGACCGAGAAAUGGUGGAAGGAGGCAGUGGUUUAUCAAAUAUAUCCAGCUAGUUUCAAAGAUUCAAAUGGAGACGGCUGGGGUGAUCUUAAUGGAAUUAGAUCAAAACUAUCAUAUUUGAAAAAGCUUGGUAUCGAUGCAGUUUGGGUUUGUCCAUUUUAUGAUUCCCCUCAAGAUGACAUGGGUUAUGAUAUUGCGAAUUACGAGAAAGUCUGGCCUACUUACGGAACAAAUGAUGACUGCUUCAAUCUUAUUAAAGAAGCACAUAAUUUGGGUAUGAAACUUUUUGUUGAUUUGGUCAUUAACCAUUGCUCUGAUGAGCACGAAUGGUUUAAGGAAUCAAAGAGCAGCAAAUCAAAUCCCAAGAGAGAUUGGUUCUUCUGGAGACCUCCAAAAGGAUAUACGAAGGACAACAAGCCUAUUCCUCCAAACAACUGGGGUUCUAUUUUUGGAGGAUCCGCAUGGGAAUUUGAUAACAGCACUAAGGAAUUUUAUUUGCAUUUAUUUGCUAAGGGCCAGCCUGAUCUUAACUGGGAAAACGAUGAGUGUAGAAAUGCUAUUUUUGAUACCUCCAUUGGCUUCUGGCUAAAGCAUGGUGUCGAUGGCUUUAGAAUUGAUACCGCUGGAUUGUAUUCCAAGCUCCCUGGUCUUCCGGACGUUCCAAUUAGUGAUCCAAAGCGAGAAUUUCAACACCCAGACCCAGGAUCCCUGAACGGACCAAGAAUCCAUGAAUUCCACAAAAUGAUGAAAAAAUACAUGCAAGGUAUUGUCGGCCCAGACAAGGAAAUUUUCUCUGUGGGAGAAGUCGGUCAUGCAUCAAAAGAGGUGUUCAUGAAAUACACAGGGGCAAACAGAAAUGAAAUUUCUGAAUUGUUUGUUUUUGACCAUGUCGAUGUUGGUAGUUCCAAAACUUUUAAGUACAACUUGGUGCCAUUUGAUUUAAAGGAAUGGAAGCAAGCUUUGGCCUCAAGCUUUGAUUGGAUUAAUGGAACAGAUUGUUGGUCUUCCGUCUUUCUAGAGAAUCAUGAUCAGCCAAGAUCUGUUACACGGUUUGGUGAUGAUUCAACUGAAAAAGCUCGUACUGCCUCGGCUAAGUUGCUAGCAACUAUGCUUGUUUCCUUUACUGGUACAUUAUUUGUUUAUCAAGGACAGGAAUUAGGCUGUACCAACUUCAAAGCCAACGGAAUUUCUGAUUAUGAAGAUGUGGAUGCAAAUGGUCAUUAUGAAGAGUUUACUGAAAGAUUUGGUGCAGACUCCAAAGAAGUUCGUGGUAUGAUUGAUGGAUUAGCCUUGAUGUCACGGGACCAUUCUAGAACACCUUUCCCAUGGUCAUCGGAAGGUAAGUACGGUGGUUUCAGCUCUUCUAAACCAUGGUUCCACAUGAACGAGAACUUCAAGCAGGGUAUUAAUGUGGAGGAUGAAGAAAAUGAUCCUGAUUCCGUUCUUAACUUCUGGAGAAAGGCUAUUGCCGCCAGGAAGCAACAUAAAGACUUACUUGUGUAUGGAUAUGACUUUAAGUUCUAUGACUUGGACAAUAAAAAGUUGUUUGCAUUCACUAAAAAGUACGGGGACACCACUUUAUUUGCUGCCUUGAACUUUUCUGGUGAGACUUUGAAGUUCAAUUUACCAAAGGGCCAAUAUUCCAAAUUCUUUGGAACUCACUCUGAUGGGGAGAAAAAGAUUUGUUGA